AAUACACAAAAACACUGGUAUGUUAUGGAUAUGGAUUAUGUGACAGCUUAGGGACCGCUGAGUUCACAUUAUUUGGCAUAUCAUUUCACCAUGAAUUUACAGGACUUUUUAAAACUCUAGCCAAUUUACCGUAUUAUGUGUUUUUAAAUUACCCAGCAACAGUUUGAAAAGGACUGUCCAUUGUAGCCAUAUAACCAAUCCUUUGUCACAGCAUGUGUCAAGUAGAGCAAUGACAAUCCUCAAAUUAUUGAGAGUAGACCAGAUAAUUACACACACACACACACACACACACACACACACACACACACACACACACACACACUGACACCCACAGAGAGAGAUACAGACUGAGUUUAAGAAAACAUAGACAAGCAUCAGAAUUUUCCAAGGAGUCUCCAUUAUUUCUGGCUUGGGGUCUCUAAUGGUUUUUCAUUGUAAUUGCUAUGAUGUCAGAGUGUCCGUCCGCCCUAAUGGCCUCCUAAAAACAACAACAAGGACAGAUUGGUUCCAUUCACUGCAUGUUGUCCGGGAAGAGAGACACAGAACUGCAGCAGCUCAGACCUCUGCAAGAUUUUCAGCCAACAAGCAUGCAUCUCCAUCUCCAUCCCCUCUCCCUCUCUGUCCUCCUCCUCCUCGUUGCCGGGGCAGCCGUGGUGUGUGUGUCAGUGACGACCACGCUUCAAGAUUUCCGAGGCUGCGCCGUGAGAGAGUUCUCCUUUGUGGCCCAGAAGCCUGGCUGCAAGGGACUGCGCAUCACCACAGAGGCCUGCUGGGGGCGCUGCCACACCUGGGAGAAACCUGUUCUGGAUCCCCCGUACAUCCAUCGCCACCACAGAGUGUGUACGUACAGUCGUACCCGCCACAUGACCGCCCGCCUGCCGGGCUGCCAGCCCAACGUGUCCCCUCUGUACCACUACCCCAUGGCCCUGCACUGCCACUGCUCUGUCUGCUCCACACAGGACACGGAGUGUGAGACCUUCUGAUGGACUGGACACUGCUUACAGCUAACAAUGUUACCAACAGUUUUACUGAUGUUAAAUAAUAACUCUGAAUAAAAGAAGCCUGUCAAAACA
Messenger RNA from Labrus mixtus (cuckoo wrasse), 1073 nucleotides. RefSeq names its product glycoprotein hormone beta-5-like. Gene Ontology annotation, molecular function: hormone activity. Bases 519 to 983 code for a protein of 154 amino acids. The record is from RefSeq and is a predicted model, not a curated record. Gene Ontology annotation, cellular component: cytoplasm; extracellular region. Lineage: Eukaryota; Metazoa; Chordata; Actinopteri; Labriformes; Labridae. The transcript has 3 exons. Gene Ontology annotation, biological process: regulation of thyroid hormone receptor signaling pathway; G protein-coupled receptor signaling pathway.